AUGGAGAUCUAUUACAUGUACACGAAGACGGGGAAGGAGUUCGGGAGGCACGCGAGCUUCGACGACCAGCCCACGGAGGUCGUCACCGACAUUCGCCCCGAGCCCGAUCUCCGCGACGGGUACAUCGAGCGCAACCCAGUCGUGACCAACGUUCAGGUCGCGCCGGACAUGUCCGAGCACGAGGCGAACACGCAGCAAGUUCAUUUCGAGAACCGCGGCUUCGCGCACACCGAGGGCGGCUGGCCCAAGGAGGUCGACCCGACCGAGAUCGAGCACGUCAUGCGCUACCGCAAGAAAAUCGAAAAGGACGAGGAGUACAUUACGUCCAUCGCGGGGAUGAUCGGCGAGGUCGAGGAGCUCGUGAAGCAGAACAACGCGGUGGACAUCUACGAGGAAUACUUCGCCGGGUCCGUCGCGGAUCACUCCACGGAGCAGCCCUACGCCAAGACGCUCACCGUCUUUCGCGAUCCCUCGCCAAUCAAGCGAGCGGCGUCUUACAUCAGCUGGUCCCCCGACUCGUCCGCGGCGAAGUGCGCGAUCGCGUACUCGAUCCUCGGGUUCCAGGAGCAGCCCGAGGGCAUGUCCAAGCGUUCCUACAUCUGGGACGUCAACGCGCCCAACAAACCCGAUUUCUACAUGCGAUCCCCGUCGCAGCUGUGCUGCGUCAACUACAACCCGAAGGAUCCGCACAUCCUCUCGGGCGGCCUCUACAACGGACAGGUUGCCUACUACGACACCCGCAAGGGGCACAACCCGGUGGACUUAUCCCCGAUCGAGAAGUCGCACAGGGACCCGUGCUACGACAUGGACUGGCUUCAGUCCAAGACGGGCACCGAGUGCUUCUCCGUGUCCACCGACGGCUACGUGUACUGGUGGGACAUUCGAAGGUUGGGCGAGCCGGUGGAGGAGCUCCUCCUGAAGGAGAGGGGCGGCGACACCGUCCUCGGCGCGGUGAGCGUGGAGUACGAGUCCAUCGCGGGCCCGACCAAAUUCAUGAUCGGAACCGAGCAGGGCACCGUGUUGAUGUGCAACAGCAAGGCUAAGACGCCCGCCGAUCGCGUCGGCGCGUCGUUUCACGGCCACCACGGACCGGUGUACUCGCUGGAGCGAAACCCGUGGUUCCCAAAGUACUUCAUGUCCGUCGGGGACUGGACCGCGCGGGUGUGGAUGGAGGACAUAAAGACCCCGAUCAUGACGACGCGGUACCACGGGACGUACCUCACGGGCGGCACGUGGUCGCCCACGCGGCCGGGCGUCUUCUUCACAAUCAAGAUGGACGGCGAGAUGGACGUGUGGGACUACUACUACAAGCAGAGCGACCCGACGCUGAGCGUCAAGGUGACGGACAAGCCGCUGACCGCGUUCAACAUCCAGGGCGAGGGCGCCACCUCCGAUCCUGCCGCCGGGCGGCUCGUCACCGUCGGCGCCGCCGACGGCAGCGCGACUCUCAUGGAGCUCUGCGACGGUCUCGCCGUCAUGCAGCCAAAUGAGAAGCCCACCAUCAACCAGAUGUUCGAGCGCGAGACGCGCCGGGAGAAGAACCUCGAGGCGAGGCAGAAGGAGCUGCGGAACGAGGCGAAGCGGGCGGCGGCGCGGGCGCAGCAGGACGACGACGGCAAGGCGGCCACGACGUCCAACGGCGCGGUGAUGGAGGCGGAGAAGGAGUUUCUCGCGGCGACGGGGUCGCGGACGUCGCAGUCGGGCGCGGGCGUCUUUGAGGACAUCUCGCCGCUGGAGGUGCCGCUGCGGGACGAGUGAAGGCGUCGGGGCCCCCCCGGGUGGGUCGUCGUCGUCGUCUGUAGGAUUAGUUCUAACUUAGCGCCGCGAUUGAAAGUCCGACACGAGGCUAUACCG
This is a messenger RNA of Micromonas commoda, 1854 nucleotides long. It is a transcript of the gene ODA6, whose product is annotated as dynein, 70 kDa intermediate chain, flagellar outer arm. Gene Ontology annotation, cellular component: outer dynein arm. Bases 1 to 1758 code for a protein of 585 amino acids. Gene Ontology annotation, molecular function: dynein heavy chain binding; dynein light chain binding. The transcript has 3 exons. The record is from RefSeq and is a predicted model, not a curated record. NCBI's taxonomy places the organism in Eukaryota, Viridiplantae, Chlorophyta, Mamiellophyceae, Mamiellales, Mamiellaceae. Gene Ontology annotation, biological process: cilium movement; outer dynein arm assembly.